Molecule: messenger RNA, 1106 nt
Organism: Scutellospora calospora
Lineage: Eukaryota; Fungi; Glomeromycota; Glomeromycetes; Diversisporales; Gigasporaceae
Source: the annotation of a GenBank genome assembly
GGAGGGAGAGUUCCCAUCAAACAAUUAAGGACUGUCAGGUCGCCUUACUCCGUUGGCAACCUCCAUCUCAAAACAUUCAUGAACUCUUACCCGCAUUGACCAAUACCGCUCCUGCGGCAUUGGCUGUUCAAAAAGAAGAAUAUGAACAUAAGCUCAAUCAACUUACUAGUUCAAUGAAUACUUUAAAAGAAGAACAUGAUAAACAAAUUAAUGACUUUGCUAAUAAAUUAGAAAAUCAGAAGCGUGAAUACGAAACGCAAAUCAACGAUUUUGUCGCCGCUUUGGCCUCUCAAAAGGAGGGAUAUGAAUCACAACUUAACGAUUUAUCAGCUGUCUUAGCUACAGAAAGGCAAACAUUUGAGCAGAAAAUUAAUGAGUCUAAUGCGAAAAUGAAUGAGUCGAAUACGAAAAUGAACGAAUUGACCGCAGCAUUAGAUGAUCAAAGGAAACAACAUGAUGAACAACUUAAGCAAUAUAAUGCCUUAUUGUCUACAAAACAAGAAUAUGAAAUUGCGCUAAAAGAGCGUGAUUCAAUUAUUUCUAAACUUCAAAAUGAUAUUAGCAGUGUUGCAGCUGAAAAAGGAAAAUUAAGUCAAGUUGUAAAACAAUUGGAAGAAACUAUGAAGUCUAAAUCAACAACACAAGAACAAAAAGAGGAUAAAGUUGGAAAAUUGGAAGACGAAAUUAGCAGUAUAAAGAAUCAACUUUCUAGUUUAGCAAUUAGCGCUUCUGUUACACCUACACCGCUAUCAGAUCCAGGUAAUCGCUCCAACAAUGGAUCAGAUGAGACUUCUUCAGAACCUCUGAUUGGACCACAUAUUCCUCCAUUCCAAACUGGUGGUGCCGGACAGCAACAACCGCCAUCAAGUGGUGGAUAUAUGUAUCAGUCACCAUAUGGAAAUUAUACACAACAACCUCAAUUUUACCAAGGUCAACAACAGUAUUAUAGUCCAGGUCAAACACCAUACGGCUACCAACAACAACCAAUUUACGGACAACAAGGUUAUCAGCAACCUUACGGACAGCAAGGACAGCAACCUUAUGGACAACCUCAAAGUGGAUUUGUUGGUGGAUUCAUGGUUCCUGAUGACGCACCACCAGGUUAG